UAAACCACCUCGAUCUUCUACCUGUAUCUUCAGGGAGGGUACUAACUCAUUACAUCUGUCUUCAUUAUCUGAGACAGAGCUCUCUUGCCGUUGCUGGUGUUGUGUGUUUAGGUUUGGCUGUCGUGUGUGUGCAGUUGUGUGUGUGUGUCCCGGCUGUGAUGGACCUGUGGAAGGGCAGGGUGGCUCUGGUCACCGGGGCUUCGGUUGGGAUUGGAGCUGCUAUUGCAAAAGAACUGGUUCGGCACGGAAUGAAAGUGGUGGGCUGUGCCAGGGACGUGGAAAAAAUACAGAAACUGGCAGCUGAGUGUCAAACAUCAGGCUACAGCGGUGUUUUAGUGCCUUUCAAGUGCGACUUGAACAACGAGGAGGAGAUUCUGUCAAUGUUCUCUGUCAUUAAAUCCCAGCACCAGGGUGUAGAUGUGUGCAUCAACAACGCUGGCUUGGCUCAUCCAGAGCCACUGUUAAAUGGGAAAACCAGUGCCUGGAAAAACAUGCUGGAUGUUAAUGUCCUUGCAUUGUCCAUAUGCACUCGUGAAGCCUAUCAGUCAAUGAAAGAGAGAAAUGUUGAUGAUGGACACAUCAUAAACAUAAACAGUGUAUGUGGACAUCUUGUUUUUCCCAGUGCUGAUAUUCAUUUCUACACUGCCACAAAGUUUGCUGUGACGGCUCUGACGGAGGGUCUGAGACAGGAACUGCGUGAAGCCAAGACCCACAUAAGAGCCACCUGCAUCUCUCCUGGUCUUGUGGAAACUGAGUUUGCAUUCCGGUUCCACAGCCAGAAUCCUGAAAAAGCUGCUGCUGCAUAUGCACAAAUAAAGUGUUUGGAAGCCACAGACAUUGCAAAUGCUGUGAUAUAUGCCCUAAGUGCCCCUCCCCAUGUCCAGAUUGGGGACAUCCAGGUGCGACCUGUGGAGCAGAUUUCUUAGAUCUACACUAAAUAACGUCAACACUGAGCCUCUGAAACUUUCUUCAUCUGAUUGGUUUACUGUCAAACUCAAACACUAACCAAAAUAUAACCUUUGUAGUCACGUUUACCUUGUGUUUUAUACACUUACAGAUUAAAGCCCCUUUUUGCAACAGUCA
Sphaeramia orbicularis (orbiculate cardinalfish) is the source of this 1083-nucleotide messenger RNA. Its product is annotated as dehydrogenase/reductase SDR family member 11-like. NCBI's taxonomy places the organism in Eukaryota, Metazoa, Chordata, Actinopteri, Kurtiformes, Apogonidae. The transcript is spliced from 7 exons. The record is from RefSeq and is a predicted model, not a curated record. Bases 159 to 926 code for a protein of 255 amino acids.